Molecule: messenger RNA, 531 nt
Organism: Lodderomyces jiufengensis
Lineage: Eukaryota; Fungi; Ascomycota; Pichiomycetes; Serinales; Debaryomycetaceae
Exons: 1
Coding region: 1-531 (176 amino acids)
Cellular component (GO): nucleus
Source: RefSeq, a predicted model, not a curated record
AUGCCAUUAGCUCACAAUUUAAAUAAAGUUACUAAGAAUUUAUCAAAAUCAACAGGAUCAAUACAUAUAAAAGGUCGUAAAUUUAAGCAAUUAAAUAGAGCAACCGUUCGAGAUAAGAAAUUAAAAAAACAAAAAUUAGAAUCAAUAGAAAAAAAAUCAAAUGAGUUACUAAUUGUUACUUUUAUACAAAAUCAAAUACAGAAUGAUGAUAAUGAAACAUAUAGUCUUGAUGAAAUCAAAAAUUUUAUUGAAGAUUUCAUAAAUAUAGAUCGAGAAAAACUAGCUGAAGAAUCAAAAAAUCAUAGAAAAGGAAGACCAAUAUCAACAAAACAAAAAUUAUUAACUGAAAAAUUAAAGCAUGCAGAACAUUUAUUUGAAACAGGUUAUAAAGUACCUGAUUUGGGUGAUGCAGAAACAGUAACUAGAUUAAGAAGUUGGAAUGGAACUACUGGUGCAACUACAGGCUUCAAAUUCAUACAUAUUACGAAAUCAAUGAAAGAAUUUCCUACAAAAGAAGUAGAAAUGGAAUAG